Miscanthus lutarioriparius is the source of this 1104-nucleotide messenger RNA. Lineage: Eukaryota; Viridiplantae; Streptophyta; Magnoliopsida; Poales; Poaceae. The record is from the annotation of a GenBank genome assembly.
AUGGCGAGCUCGCCGCGAUCUCCUCCGCCGGCGCCUACGCCGGAAUUCGAGAUCUCUCGUCAGUCCCGCCUCUUUGCGGCGUUGUCCAAGAAGGUGAUAGAUCUCGAUGAACUGAGGAUGCUGGCGGCUCAGGGAGUCCCAGACGCGGCGGGCGUCCGGGCAACUGUGUGGAAGCUGCUACUGGGCUAUCUGCCCAAUGACCGCUCGCUGUGGGAGCAGGAGCUGGCAAAGAAGAGAGCACAGUACGCUGCUUUCAAAGAUGAGUUCCUUAGAAACCCUGUAGAAAUAGCGCGACAGGUGCAAACAGAAGGCCACCACAACGUAAGUGCAGAGGAUGUUGACAAUGGGUUCCUGCACAGGUCAGAGGUAACACGAGAGGAGCACCCUUUAAGCCUUGGGAAGACCAGUGCUUGGAAUCAGUUUUUUGAGUACUCAGAGAUUAUGGAGCAGAUUGACCGCGAUGUAAAGCGCACCCACCCUGACAUGCAUUUUUUCUGUGGCGACUCAUCUUUUGCAAAGUCGAAUCAGGAAUCUUUGAAAAAUGUACUGCUAAUCUUUGCCAAGCUGAAUGCUGGAAUAAGAUAUGUACAAGGGAUGAAUGAAAUUUUGGCACCGCUCUUCUUUGUAUUUCGGAGUGAUCCAGAUGAUAAAAAUGCUAAAUUUGCGGAAGCGGAUUCAUUCUUUUGCUUCGUUGAGCUGCUUAGUGGGUUUAGAGACAACUUCUGCCAGAAACUAGACAACAGUGCUGUUGGCAUUCGAGGUACACUAGCCAAGUUAUCACAGCUUGUAGCAAAGUAUGAUCGAGAACUCCAACAACAUUUGGAAAUAACUACAGAAGUUAAUCCCCAGUUCUAUGCAUUCAGAUGGAUAACGUUACUGCUGACCCAGGAAUUCAACUUUGCCGACACCAUUCACAUUUGGGACACGCUAUUAAGUGAUCCCGAUGGCCCCCAGGAAACCUUGCUCAGAAUAUGCUGUGCAAUGCUGAUCCUUGUCCGGAAGCGCCUCUUGGCCGGCGAUUUCACCUCCAACCUCAAGCUUCUGCAGAAUUACCCGCCAACGAACAUCAGCCACCUCCUCUACGUUGCCAACAAGUUGCAGUGA